AUGAAGAUUUCCAUUCCAAACGAUCCAAGAUUUGCCUAUUAAAAAUCUCAUUUGAGUCCUUACAUUGACAAAUCAAAAUCACCAUAUGGGAUUGCUAAGUCUCCAAUACAAUAAGGAAGCCCUUGUAAUAUUAAGUUUAACAUAUAUUCAGCCCUUUUCCCUACAUAUCCUUAAUAAAAUAGAAAUCUUUCUAUGUCAUUAUUCUAAACACCUUCCCCUUAGAGACUUCCAUAACCAAUGAUUUAAUAAUCUACCCCUUAAUCCAUAGGAAAACCAACUAUUGCACCUCCUUCUCCUUUAUAUUUACAAUAGUCCCAAUCUCCAUAAUCGGUAUAACCUAGAUAUCAAUAAUUGAUACAAACACAAGUACCUUAAGUUAAUAUUAGUAAUUAUGUGUACAUAGCAAUAUCUUUAGUUCGUGAGAUAGAGGAAGUGCCUGUAGUGCAUGAAGUACAUCAUGUAAAUAGGCCUAUAAAUGUGAUAUCUAUGGCUGAAAUAGAAGCCCCUUGGAGAAGUAAACAAAUUCUUUUGGAGAAACAAUUAAUUGAGUUAUAAUUGGUUUUAAAAUAUGGUUCUCCAAAGAAGGUAGAAACAAGACACAUAAUUGUGGAAGAUGAAAGUAGAAUUAGGGAACUUGAAUAAGAAAUUGAAAAAUUGAAGCAGUUAAUGAGAGAAAAUGAGGAAAACAUUUAAAAUUUGGAAAGUUUGGUCGAUUAAGCGUAAAAUAAUUUAGAGAAUGUUGAAGAAUAAGUAUAAAAUUAAUUGGAGGAAUAACAUGCUGAAUUAGCUAGAUGGAGGAAGAAGUUCUAAGAGCUGAACAAGAAAUAUCACGACUUAGAAGAGGAGAUAACAAUGACGGAAGCCCAGAUUGAGAGUAUUCAGAAAAGAGCAAUUAUUACUUAAUCCUCAUCCAGCAAAAUAAUAUCUAAGUCAAGGGUAAAUCAAACUAGUGGCAGUGCUGUAAGAGUUGCCAGUGUUAAUAAGAAUUUUUGA
This is a messenger RNA of Paramecium tetraurelia, 993 nucleotides long. RefSeq lists its product as uncharacterized. The record is from RefSeq and is a predicted model, not a curated record. Lineage: Eukaryota; Ciliophora; Oligohymenophorea; Peniculida; Parameciidae. The transcript has a single exon.